ACCCAGCCCCCAUUUCCACUCCAAAUUUAGCUCAACUUUCCAACCCCAAUCAGCUUCUCUCUGCCCCUAUCUCUCUCUCUCUCUCUCUCUCUCUCUCUCUCUCUCUCAACCAACGAAAAAUGGAGGUCAUCAUCGCAUCUUGGCCACCUUGACCCCCACAUUUUCUUUUUCCUUUCCCAAAAGCUCAUUCUAGGGUUUCUUCCCCCAAUCUUUCAUUUUGGGGGGUUUUUCAUUUUUUGCCCUAGAAUUUGCUUCAGCACUUGAAGUCCCUUUAACCCAAUUCAUCACAAGCUUCAUGUUCAGCUCUGCAGCAUAGUACUCACUAGUAAAAAUGGGGAUGAAGUUUUCAAGGCAAGUGCCUGGGAAGAUGGAAAGCCUGACCAUACAACACAAACUGAUCAAUUGUCUGAGUAAAAGCUUUUACAUCCGUAACUUGGUGUCGAAGCAACGGAGGCGAAUGCUUGUUGCUGGUUAUGAUCUUGACAUGACCUACAUCACGGAUCGCAUAUUGGCAAUGUCAUUCCCUGCAGAACGAAUGCGGGCAAUGUAUCGUAAUCCACUCUGGCAGGUCAAGUCUGUGCUCGAUAUGAGACACGCAGAUCAUUAUAAGAUCUAUAACCUUUGUAUAGAAGAAAAUUAUGAUCCGUCUCAUUUUUAUGGUCGCGUGGAGAGGUUUCCUUUUGAUGACAAUCAUGUUCCACCUCUUGACUUGAUGAAGCUCUUCUGUGAAAAUGUGGAUUCAUGGCUAUCGCACAAUCCAAAGAACAUUGCUGUUAUACACUGCAUGGCAGGCAAAGGUCGAACAGGCUUAAUGGUAUGUGCCUACCUAGUCUACUGUGGGAUCUCAGCAGAGGAAGCUCUUGAAUUGUAUGCUCAAAGGCGGACCAUAAAUAAUGAAGGAGUCUCAAUACCGAGCCAACGCCGUUAUGUAGGAUAUUGGUCACAUUGUCUUUCUUUUCAUCCUGAAGUUGAUGAUGGACCUCCCUCUGUGAAUUUACCUCCGCCAUGUAGCAGAGAACUGCGAAGAAUCCGAUUUUAUGACACAGUUAACAUUGACAAAAUCUUCUUUGUGGUCUUGGAGUUGAAAGAGAUUUCCGGUCAGAUUUAUCGUCCAUCACUAGAAGUUGCUAGGAGCUCCUGCAAACAGAUUAAGAAAGGAUAUCAGAGAACAAGCAGUCCUCGAUAUUAUCUCUCUUUCGUUGAAGGUGAUGGGGAAGACAAGAAAUCAGAACAAGAAAAGCCUCAUGUUGUAGUUCAAAUGGAUACAGAAAGUUCCAUCCUAUACCAGAAGGCCUGUCUUGAAUAUUACUUUGAUAAGCCUGUACAGGUAACUGGAGACAUACGUGUCAUAUUUUAUCAAAAAAUGAAUGGAGGGCGUCUCUUCUAUGCUUGCUUUAACACAGCUUUCAUAAGGAACAGCUUGCUACAGCUCACUGUGCCGGAUUUGGAUAAAAUGGGGAAGAAAGGAAGAUCGAUAUGUGGCCCUGCCUUCUGCUUGGAGUUGCUAUUUGGUCCUGCCAAUACUACACAAUCAUUCUUAAAUACAUCUGAUAAUCGUGAUUUUCUAUAAGUCUUAACACGGGAUCGUUUAAUAGGGGGAAUGACUCUCAUUCUGACUCACAAGCAUUGAUCCACUUGAUAAAACCCUGCAGUGUUUCGGAACUGAAACAGUAGUCUACAUACAAACAAAAUCAUUGUCCUCCUGCAUUCUUGCCAUCUAAUUUUUCAUUGGCAGAAAGAAAGCAAUAGGAACAAGAAAAAGUUUUGUAUCAUAGAACUAUCCAGAGCAUUUUGCAGAUGGUGAUAUAUAUAUAAAUAUAUAUUAGUUCAGUUUGGCUUUCUUCUUUUCAUUCCACUUAUAGAUUGACUUAGGAUCAAUCAAAUCAAUCUGCAGCAUUCUAUCAACUUAUGAUGCUAUGCAUGUCACAGACAAAUGGCCUAAGCAGAAGCAUUUCUUCAUAGAAUUAUAACUUGAGCAUCAAUCUUCACUUCCUUUAGCUGUUGACAGACAAAAGGGCGACUUUUUUCAACCCAAGGUGAAUCUGAAGCAUCGUCAUUGGUCCAACUCACCAUCAUAAUAGAGUUUCCCAAAUGGAUCGAUUACCAUCUUCUCCAGCUUCGUCACCGGUAUCAGAACACAGAUAGCAAGCUCUACCUCGUGCCAGUUACCUUGAACCAUGUUGAUAGUAACUCUUUUCAACUAAUCAUGCAAAAAUCCAGAAUCAAUGUUCCUUAUCUCCGGUUGGUCCUCGUAGAAUUGCGGUCCCCACCUUGCCUGCGAAAUUUUUUGCAUUCAAUUUGGUAGAAUGAGGUGAGAGAUUAGUAUUGAGAGAAUCCCACAACACCAAAAGGAUUGACAACAGAAAUCAUUUGCAACAGACUUGAAACAAUUUAGUUACUGACCGUUAUCGCAGGUUCUUGCAGAAGAGGUGUUGCCUUGAGAAACUUUAGAACCCCACACGAGUUCAUUGUCCUUGCUACUUUUUUCAGGCCCAUGGACAACCAAUUCCAGUUGCUUGAGGUUUCUAAAUGUUGAUCAUCCUCCAAGAGCAAAUAAAGAGUCACGAGCUGAGGAAAGGAUGCCAAUCGGGUCAGUGCAUGAGGGAAUGCAUUUUGUACCAUGUGGUUGUUAAAAUAUAUUCUUGAUAAUCUUGGAGUUUUGAUGGAAGAGAUGUGAUGAAUAUUUCCACUGUAUUCAAAGGAUGCAAGAUUUACUGCAGAAAUCUUGAUAUUUGCUGGAUCAUUAAAACAGUUGAGCACUUUUAAAUCAUCUAAACGAAGUGAUGGGCCAUCAACAAUCAGAGAUGAGUCAAUGCUGCAGCCAAGUAAGCUCAAGCUUUCAAGGAACAAACAAAUAGAGAACAUACUUGCCAUAAAAACUUCAUCCACAGUGACCCUUUCCAGAUAAAGAGUUCUUCAUUGCGUGAAUCCGUCAAAAUCAGGAGGAGGCCUUAGAACACAUCUGCUCAACCUCAAAUGCUUUAGAGUUGAUGAUGUGGCCAAUUCUGAUCGGAAAAAAUAAUAGUCGUUCAUCCUCGAAGUACGAAAUAAGUGAAGAUCUGCACUUCAACUCCCCUUAAAAUUGCAAAACUAAUCCAUGCAUUAAGGGUGUCAGCUGAUUUAGCAUCCAAAUAGAAAGCCGCUUUGAAAGAGUCUACCUUCUCACCACGGUACAUGUUUCACAAAAAUGUGAACUUUAGAAUUUGGUGUGACAUAAUUGCUUCCAAAAAUGUUUGGAAUAUUGAAUUCAAGGUCUCGUCUUGUUAGUAUGUAAUCCAACCAGAGCUGCCGGUGCCUCCACCGGUGGCAGAUCAUGCUUGUACCGGCUGCUUCUUUUAUGGUUAAGAAUGAAAGAACGCUUUCAGGAAGUUCAUUAAUCCAA
Molecule: messenger RNA, 3382 nt
Organism: Prunus dulcis (almond)
Lineage: Eukaryota; Viridiplantae; Streptophyta; Magnoliopsida; Rosales; Rosaceae
Product: phosphatidylinositol 3,4,5-trisphosphate 3-phosphatase and protein-tyrosine-phosphatase PTEN1
Exons: 9
Coding region: 332-1570 (412 amino acids)
Biological process (GO): phosphatidylinositol dephosphorylation
Cellular component (GO): cytosol
Molecular function (GO): protein tyrosine phosphatase activity; phosphatidylinositol-3,4,5-trisphosphate 3-phosphatase activity
Source: RefSeq, a predicted model, not a curated record